Molecule: messenger RNA, 2052 nt
Organism: Prinia subflava (tawny-flanked prinia)
Lineage: Eukaryota; Metazoa; Chordata; Aves; Passeriformes; Cisticolidae
Gene: ADRA2C
Product: adrenoceptor alpha 2C
Exons: 1
Coding region: 97-1431 (444 amino acids)
Biological process (GO): regulation of vasoconstriction; regulation of smooth muscle contraction; adenylate cyclase-activating adrenergic receptor signaling pathway
Cellular component (GO): plasma membrane
Molecular function (GO): epinephrine binding; alpha2-adrenergic receptor activity
Source: RefSeq, a predicted model, not a curated record
GCGCGAUGAGGGCGGCGGGGCGGCGGCGGCGGGGCGGCGGGGCGGGGCGGGGGCUCCGCCGGGCUCUCUAGGACGCCGGCGCCCCGCACACCCACCAUGGAUCUGCUGCUGUUGGUGAACACGAGCCUGGGCUCUCCCAACGAGUCCCUGGCGCUGCCCCCCGCCUCGCCGUCCUCCUCGGCCCUCCUGCAGCCGCCCUCCCCCUACUCGCCGGCGGCCGUGGCCAGCCUGGCGGCGGUGGUGGGCUUCCUCAUCGUCUUCACCAUCGUGGGCAACGUGCUGGUGGUGAUAGCUGUGCUCACCAGCCGGGCGCUGAGAGCCCCCCAGAACCUCUUCCUGGUGUCCCUGGCCAGCGCGGACAUCCUGGUGGCUACCCUGGUCAUGCCUUUCUCCUUAGCCAACGAGCUUAUGAAUUACUGGUACUUCGGCAAGGCUUGGUGUAACAUUUACCUGGCGCUGGACGUGCUGUUCUGUACCUCGUCCAUCGUGCACCUGUGCGCCAUCAGCCUCGACAGGUACUGGUCGGUCACACAGGCGGUGGAGUACAACCUCAAACGGACACCGCGGCGGAUCAAGGCCAUCAUCCUCACCGUGUGGCUCAUUUCGGCCAUCAUCUCCUUCCCGCCAUUGAUCUCCGUCUACCGGGACCCCGAAGGAGAUGUCUUUCCCCAGUGCAAGCUUAAUGAUGAGACAUGGUACAUCCUCUCUUCUUGCAUUGGCUCUUUCUUUGCCCCCUGCCUCAUCAUGGUGUUGGUCUAUAUCCGCAUCUACCGCGUGGCCAAGCUAAGGACCAGGACCCUCUCUGAGAAGCGUACGAUGCCGGAGGGGUCCUCCCAGACUGAGAACGGCUUGAGCCGCGCUGCUGGUGGCUGCACGUCCCUGAGGACGCAGCUGGGAGAGAACGGACAUUACUCGGUGCACCAGUGGCGCAAAGCCUCCGAGCUGGAGGACAUUGAGCUGGAGGAGAGCAGCACCUCAGAGAGCAGGCGGAGGCGGAGCCGGGAGGAGCAUCGCCGCAAAAGCAAGAGCCAGUCCUUCUCCUACUCGUACUCCUCCAAGCACUCCAGUAGCCGUCUGUCCCGUGCGAGCAAUCGCUCCAUGCAGUUCUUCUCCUACCGCCGUCGCCGGAAGCGUAGCAGCAUCUGCCGUAAGAAAGUUGCCCAGGCCCGGGAGAAACGCUUCACUUUUGUGCUGGCUGUGGUCAUGGGGGUCUUUGUAGUUUGCUGGUUCCCUUUUUUCUUCAGCUACAGCCUCUAUGGUAUUUGCCGGGAGGCAUGUGAGGUCCCUGAGACUCUCUUCAAGUUCUUCUUCUGGAUUGGGUAUUGCAAUAGCUCCCUCAACCCAGUCAUCUACACCAUCUUCAACCAGGACUUCCGCAGGUCCUUUAAACACAUUCUUUUUAAGAAGAAGAAGAAGAACUUCCGGCAUUGAGCUGGAGGGAUGGAUUUGCCUUGAGCAGGAGCAGAGUUAAAAGAGAAGGCUCGGUGCUGGAAAAGAAGGGAGGGAAAAGAGCGUGGGGCUUGGGCUUAGUGAGCGGGAAGAGAGCUCAGCCCCUCGGAGGAGCAGGGUGAUGCUGUGGGGAGCGGGGAUGGUGUCGGGCUGAGGGCACUCACUGUGGUACAGAACGGUGACACGGUGCUGGGGGAGCAGUGCUGGAGUGUGGAGGGGGAAAGGGGGAGGGAGUGAUUGUCUCUGAACCCCGACGGAGGGCACGGGGAGCCCCACAGAGCAAAGCAGGCUGAGACACUGAGUUUGGGAGGCAGUGAGCUUCCAUGGGCUCUGGAAUUCUGUGGGAAAACAGAAAGAGACAUCAAAAGGAAAGGGUUAAGUGGCAGUGGUGGUGGAGAUUUGGAUAUUUAUAAAUAGGGCAGCUGGGACCUGUGGUGGAUUUGUCCCAGUAAGAAAUUGGCUUUUAAUGCUUGUGUGGGGAAGGAGAAUGCAAAGUACCACGCACUGACAGUGUUUUGAGUUAUAAAAGGAUUUAAAUGUUUGCCAAAAAACCCUAAAGAACAAUCCAAACUCUUUUCUAAAUAAACCUUUGUACUGUUAAAA